Messenger RNA from Astyanax mexicanus (Mexican tetra), 4211 nucleotides. It is a transcript of the gene hunk, whose product is annotated as hormonally up-regulated Neu-associated kinase. Gene Ontology annotation, molecular function: protein serine/threonine kinase activity; ATP binding. The record is from RefSeq and is a predicted model, not a curated record. Gene Ontology annotation, biological process: protein phosphorylation; intracellular signal transduction. NCBI's taxonomy places the organism in Eukaryota, Metazoa, Chordata, Actinopteri, Characiformes, Acestrorhamphidae. Gene Ontology annotation, cellular component: cytoplasm. The transcript is spliced from 9 exons. Bases 546 to 2537 code for a protein of 663 amino acids.
AGCAAAUGAGAAACGCCCCCUCCCCGAACCGGGAAAGUAAGUUGGGUAAAAACAUGAUAUCAGGCGGAUAGUCAACAGUCAACAGAUGAAACUGAGAAGAGUAGAGAAGAGAGGAGGAGAGGAGCGUUAGAUGAAGAACUGAAAGAGAGAAAGAGAGAAGGACUUAAGAGGUUUUAGAUGAGGCUAAAUUUGGGUAGAUAUGUCCGUUUUUCAAAGCUAAUUUCUCUCCAGGGCUGUUGUUUGGAGCCGUUACAUAAAGCUAUUAAUUAUCUCGUACCUGCUGUUCGCCAGCGGUAACUAACUUCGUCAUUUAUCCACCUGAGCCGCACAGGUGGCGGAGCUCCGUGCGUGCGUCUCGUUUCCGUCAGUCUUUAGCUGGCUUUAGGGCUUCUCUCUGGUUGGUUGGUUGGUUGAUUGGUUGGUCAGUAGUUUACUCACCCAGCUGACUCCAGUUCACAUGUCCUAACUGGUGGCAGCUGGUUUCAGACAGACUCCCAGAGAGAACCGUUUCUGUUACCUGUUCUGACUCCACUCAAACCGGCAGCAUGCCCGAGGCUGGCACAGACAUGAGCAUGGACCGGCUCUUCGGGGUGAAAGCUCCGACCUCCGUGGCUCCAGAGAGCCUCCCGCCCUCCUCCUUAACCAGCGGUCCGCCCGGAGACAUCCUGCGGAACUUCUACCACACCAAGAGAGUCGGGAACUACCUGAUAGGAAGGAAACUGGGAGAGGGGUCCUUCGCCAAAGUCCGGGAGGGUCUUCACGCUCUGACCGGGGAGAAGGUGGCAGUGAAAGUGAUCGACAAAAGAAAGGCCAAGAAGGACUCGUAUGUGACGAAAAACCUCAGACGGGAGGGCCAGAUCCAGCAGAUGAUUCGCCACCCCAACAUCACCCAGCUGCUGGACAUCCUGGAGACAGAGAACAGCUACUACCUCGUCAUGGAGCUCUGCCCAGGAGGAAACCUCAUGAACUACAUCUACGAGAAGAAGCGGCUCGACGAGAGGGAGGCGCAGAAAUACAUUCGCCAGCUAGUCAUGGCUGUGGAGCACCUGCACAGGGCUGGAGUGGUACACAGAGAUCUAAAGAUUGAAAAUCUUCUUCUGGAUGAAGAGGACAACAUUAAGCUCAUUGAUUUUGGGCUGAGCAACUGUGCAGGAAUCCUGGGCUAUUCCGAACCUUUCAGCACUCAGUGCGGCAGCCCGGCCUACGCCGCUCCCGAGCUUCUCUCUCGGAAAAAGUACGGACCCAAAGUAGACGUCUGGUCAAUCGGAGUCAACAUGUAUGCCAUGCUUACGGGCACCCUCCCCUUCACCGUGGAGCCAUUCAGCCUCAAAGCCCUGCACCAGAGGAUGGUCGACAAAGACAUGAACCCUUUACCCCCUUCAGUCUCCUCAGCUGCAGUUAGUUUACUGAAGAGCCUGCUAGAACCAGACCCCGCCAAGAGACCCAACAUUCACCAGGUUAUGGGAGACUCAUGGCUGCAGUUAGGGAACCCACACACUGGAGUCCCAUACUUGAACAGGAUCCACAUUGAAGAAAUUAACCACACGGUUCUUCUGCACAUGACCGAGCGGAUGGGCUACAAGCACAGUGAAGUCCUCAGCGCUGUUCUCACAAACAAAGCCUGCCACACUCUCGCUGUCUACUUCCUCCUCAACAAGAAGAUGAAGAGACUUUCCAAAGAAUAUCGGGAGAAGCAGUUCAGCAUGGAGAAGGAGAAAAAGAGCGAAUUGUUUCAGACACAGUGGAGGAAACACAUUGAGAAAGUCACUAUUCCACCAAAGCAGACACCAGUUUAUCUGGCAGUGAGCAAAGGACCCACCAAGGAAAAGAAGCAGAAAACAGGACUCCUCAAAGCGAUGACUGGUCUCAAGGAAGCUUACUCAGGCCGAGGUGGCUGUAUAGCCUCUUCCUCACUGGAAUACCUAGAGAUCCACCCUCUCUUUUCACGAGAAGUUAGCCACCUGGAUGCCCAGCCACCCCAGAAAAAGAGCUCCAAAGACGUGAAAGCCGUGGACGUCCCAGCCCGGCCGCCCUCCUCUCUUGGUGCUCACUCCUGGGCUUCAGCGAGCAAGGAACCCAAAAAAGAAGCCCCUCCAUCCCCCUGGUACAAGCUCACCAACGGUGCUCUCUCUCCACCUCGCCAUGUGUCUGCCUUCCAGCCAGACAGCUCCUACCUGAAGAAGGCCACAAUCCCUAGCCCUCCAGUGCUUAUCGUCAAACCCCAGCCUAAGAAGGCCCCCCCUACCGCAGACUGGCCUACCCCAAGCCCUCCAGAGUCUAACAGUGGGGGCAGUGGGAGCAGCGAAAGUAGCGGAAGCAGUGGAAGCAGUGGGGCCAACGACGAACCAGAUAGUCCGCAACAUCGCAGCAAGUUUCCCUCCAUGGGCAUUGGACAGAUCCUGAAGAAGAAGGUUCCACCAUUUACCUUCCAGGUGCCGCCGUUCAGGCCAGAAAAAGCAGUGGAGGUGGAGUCACCCACGCCCUACCACAUGCAAACUCUGCUCUGUGCCUCCGGGGCUCUCAAGACCCUGUGCUGAUUUUGAACUUUAAACAUAAAAGAUAAAGGAAUGGCUUAACCAAAAAUGUGCUAAUUGAUGUGAGCAACAUUAAAUGAUGGCUAUCAGUUUUCAAUCAAGUCUACCAAUGUUUUUUAGGCAUGUGCAUUUUUGACUGAACCAUUCCUCAAAAAAGAAGAAAAGAAAAGAAAAAACACAGAGACAUAAAUUGUAUGCAGUAAUAGUUUUCACCGCUAAUGCUUAAUCGUUCUGAAGCACCAGGGCUUCAAACGUGACUGGGCGAUUUGACAUAAACCCUCCGGGGAGUUCACUGACUUCUGUCCUUGAUAUGCACAGAUAGAACAGAUGCCUGCCUGUAGAGAGCACGCACACUCCAGCUCCGAACACUGUGUUAGAUUUAUUACCUCUUACGCAACACUGCCAGUGGCGUGUCCGUCGCUAAGACGGACCCUCACGAGCAUCAAGAAUGCUGACUUUAAUAUCUGAUAUCUGUUUCCAUAAAGCAGUCUUAGCCAUCUGUCACUGCAAUCCACGUUCAAGGAUCAGACAAAAAGACUCCUAUUUUUUUCCUUUCAUUCCACCACUCACGUUCCACGAAGAGAUGCUGCACCACUGCCAGUACGGUAUUUGCAUGUACCUCGGAGCUCCUGUGAAGCAAUACAGCCUGAGAACGUUUGCGUCCUGGCCGCUUAUAUAUAAUUACACAGCCGUGUGAGUUUGAGCAAUCGCUGCGUACCGUAGUUCCACCUCACAAGUUCCACAGACACUCAGGUCUAGCUGUACUUCAUAGAUCAAGCCUUCUUCCCCCUUUAGCCUUUAGCUGCGCACCUGAACUUGCGUAACUGUUAACAUUCCUUUUUUCUUACUUCCCUCGAACGAAGAAGGUCGCUGGACGUGUAUAGCCUUAAAUAACUUGAGCUUCGAAUGGGAGAACCUGAAGCAGAAUCGUGGUACAUUCUGUAGCCUAUGUGUAGUUUUGACUGUAUGGGAGUGGGCUCAUCAUCAUUUGUGACAUAUAACACACACAUCAUUCUGAAAUGUUGAAUGAUUAAAAGGUAGACUGUGCAAUAGUGCGUACACAUUGAUAGUUCACAGCGCUGAAAGUUGCCAAGAUGCUUAAAUAUAUUUUCUUCUUUAUUUUUUUUUAAAUCCCUGUUUGUCCAUUGGACGAUUGUGAUCCUGUGAUGUAAGAUGUGCUUGUAAAUAUGAAAUCCAAGUGUCUUUCAUCUCAUGCGUACUCAUACGUUCAACUCGUCCUGCUCUCAUCGCACACUACUACUGUAUUUGAGGUAUAAAGCUAUCGGCUUUCCAAAGUCUUCACUUGCACAGAAGGCUACGAACUGUUUGUUAAUGAACUCUUUUUCCAACGUGGACUACUUCUUUGCAUGCACUGAACACGUUUCUUUUUUGGAAAACUGUGUGUCGGAUUUUGGAGACCUCAAUUUGUACCUCUUUGUUACGACGAGGAAUGGAUCAGAGGUUGAAAGUCUUUUGAAUUGCGAAGGUCAUUUUGUAAGCUUUUGUAGCGAGUUGAUGUGCUUAUGUGAGAAGAGAUUUUUAUGCUGUAAAGAAAGAUUUUAAAUAUUUAAUAUUUAACACUUGAAAAAAAAUGAAUAUUUGUGUACUGGGUUUUUCUUUUCCACUCCUUUUAUGACACUUCUUACUACACAAUAAAAGUGCACAAGUGCUGAUUUA